AUGGCUAGGCACUUCCAAGCGGAACUCUUCGAAAGGCAGGAGAGGCCGUGGUGGUCUUGGAAAGAAGCAGCAAACCGAGCUCUGCUCCUCACCAGGGGAGCUGCUGCACCCAAGGAAGACUUUGUUUACCACCCACUCAGAGCGAGACUGGGAGGUCCUCUGGAGGGAAGUGAAGUGAGGACACCUUCCCAGGACCACCUAGGGGAGUAUGUGCAAAACUUUGGGAAAAAGUUGGAGGACACCAUCCUGAGCCCCAUGGCCAGCAGGGAAGACCGGGCACUGACUGUACGUGGAGAAGGCCAGCGCGCCUUACCCACCCCUGUGCCAGCACGCAUCCGAGAGAUUGUGUCAGGCAGCCUGGUGGAGGAACCAUUCCCAGGGCUGCGGGAGCUGCCAGCUACGACAACCCACACACAGGAGGAGAGUGAGCUCCUGCAAGAGGAGCUGGCCCGCUUGGAGGACCUGUUGGCUCAGGCAGAUGCUGAAAGGGAGGAACUGGCUAGCAGGUGCCAUAUGGUCAGCCAGAGGCUGCAGGCCCGUCUGGAUACCACUGAGGCCCGGCUUCGGAAGUCAGAGAUGGAGCAUAGCAUGGACUUGGAGGAGGCACUUAGCCGGCUGGAGGCCUCACAGCAGAGGAGCAUGGGCCUCUCCCAAGUAAACAGCCUCCUGAGGGGACAGCUGGAGCACAUGCAGAAGGCCAAUGACACAUUAGCCAGGGAGCUGGCCAGGACAACACACAGCUUGCUCCGCCUGCAGGGCAAGCUGGAGCUGCGGGAGCUGACCCGUUAUGGAAUAGCAGGCUUCUACUCUCGAGCUCAAACCCAGGCUGAGAGGGACUCUCUGGAGAAUGGCCUUUUUGAGGCCCAACAGCUGACAACUCAGCUGCAGACCCAGCAAGAACAGCUAGAAGGGGAGGCCCAGGCUGCUCAGCUCGCUCGCAGGGCUUUGCAAGUGGAAAUGGAGCGGCUGAAAGGUGACUGGGAAGUCCGAGAGACGAAGCUGCAGUGGGAUCUGGGACAGCUGCGGCAGCAGGCCACACAGCAGGAGCAGGAGGCACAGCUGGCCUUGGAGCGUCAGGCACUGGCCCACAGAGAGGACCUGGCCCGGCUGCAGAGGGAGAAGGAGACCCUCAGUUUAUCCCUGGCAGAGGAGAAAGAGGUGGCUGCCCAGUGGAUGGAACAGCAGAAAGAGCUGGUGACAAGAAGCGCAGCUGAGAGGGAGGCUCUGGAGGGGGAAAUUCAGAGCCUGAAGCAGGAGCGGGAUGAGAGCCUCCUCCAGCUGGAGCACGAGAUACAGCAGGCAAUGUCUCUGAAGGAAGCAGAGAAGAGCCUGCUGAGCAAGGAGCUCUCUGGGGCUAAUAAGGAGCUGGAACGGACCCGUCAAGAGGCCCAGAACCAGCAAGAGCAAGCUGAGGCCACCAUCACCACCAUGACCACAGAGCUGAGAACUCUCCAGGUCCAGUUUGAGGAGGCCAUCUCCACGCACCAGAGAGAAGCUGAAGCUCUGAGAGAAAAGCUCCGGGAGAUAGCAGCCGAGCGGAGCAGUGUGAGGAGAGAGGCUGAGGGGCUGCAGGCACAGCUGAACAUGGCCCAUGAAAGGCUGGCUGAGCUGCGCCAAGAGCUUCAGGACAGUGAAGAGAGUCAGGAGAGGCUUCGCAGGGAGGCCUUGGAGGCCCGCCGGGCACUGGAUGAUGAGACUCAAGAGAGGGAUGUGCUGCAACACUCCAACACCAAGCUGCGGGCCACCAUCCACAGGGCUGAGCAAGAGAAAGCCAGUUUCAAGCAGUCCAAGGAGGAGCAGGAGCAAAAGUUGCUGGUGCUUCAGGAGGCCCAGGCCGCUGCUCAGAAGGAAGCCUGUGAGCUGAGGGCCAGGCUGCAGGAGUUGGAACGGGCACAGGGGGAUACCCGCCGGAAGCUUCAGGAGCGCCACAGACAGGUAAGGACACUGGAAGGCGAGAACCAGAGGAAGAGACGGGAGGUGAGUGAGCUGAAGACCCAAGCCUCCAGGGACGCACAGCAGCGACGGAAGAACCUGCAGGAGGCACUGGAGCUGCAGAGGCAGGUAGCUGAGUCCCAGGCUGCCCGUGAUGGUGCCCAGAAGGAGGUUCUAGGGCUACAGCAGAAGUUGGCUGAAGUCGAGGCAGCCAGGGAGGCCCAGGCAAAGCAGCUGGAGGGGCAGCUCUGUGAGAGCCAGAGGGCUGAGCAGACCCUGCGGGCCGAGUUGCGCAGGCUCACCAGGAAGCUACAACAGGCCAGCAGCCAGGCUGACAGCCUUCAGGCCAGCCUGGACAAUGCCUGUGGCCGAGUGCACAUCCUGGAGCAGGAGCUGGCCCAGGCUGAGGGAGCUAGGCGUAAUGCGGAGGCCCAGCUGGGUCGGCUCUGCUCCACACUCCGCAGUGGCCUAGGGCUCCGGAGUCAGAGCCACUUGGCUUCUCCAGAGAGGUCCCGUUCUCCCACAACAGGCAACUCCCAGACUCGCCCUGGACGGCAAAGGGUCAGUCCCCCUACUCGAUCCUACUCUCCAUCCCGAUGGCCCUCACCUGUACCUGGAGACCCUGACUCACAGAUCAUAGAUGUGGCCUCUGUAAGGGAUGCCCUGAGGGACUUGGUGCAAAAGCUUCAGGAAGCCCAGCAGGAGCGGGACAACGCUAGCAUCCAGGUGGCCAGUUUGAGCAGCCGGCUGAGCAAGGCAGAGAGUGCGCGCAUCCACCUACAGAGCCGUGUAGAGCAGCUCCAGAGGGACCUAGCCGAUGCAGAGGAAGGCCAGCGCAGGGCAGAGGGUGCACUGCACAGUGCCCAGGCAGCUCAGGUCCUGCAGAAGGAGGCACUCCAGAGGCUGGAAGCAGAGCACCUGGCAAGCACCCGGGCUGCGAGCCAGGAGAGGCGAAGGAUGCAGGAGCAAGUGGACACCCUGCGCCAGGCCCUGGAAGAGAGCAGCAGGCACAGCCAGAGCCUUACAGAGAAGGGGAGGCAGCUGGGGCCCCUGCAGCAGGUGCUUCUGCGGAGUCACAGGGAGCAGGAAGCUGCAGCGACCCAGCGGGCAGAGAGGCGAGCCCUGCGGGAGCAAACAACUUCACUGCGCACCGAGCGUGCCCGCCUACAGGGGGAGCUCGCGGCGCUGCGCACGCGCCUCAUACAGGCAGAGCAGGAGACCCUGAGGAAGGAGGAAGACACAGCUAUGCUGGGGGCCAAGAAGGAGCUGCUGCUGCAGUCUCUGAGCAGUCUACACCAGGAAGUAGAUGGGGCCCUGCGGCAGAGCCAGCAGCUGCAGGCCCAGAUGGCGGAGCUGGAACAGGCCCACACCCAGCGGCUCCAAGAGCUGGCUGCCCAGCACCAGCGGGACCUGGCAGCUGAGGCCAAGAGGCUCCACGAGGCCCAGCUGCAGGCCACACAGGCUCUGGAGUCCCGUGAGCAGAUACACCAGCAGAGGGUGAAGGUCUUGGAAAGACAGGUGGCUAGCCUGAAGAAACAGCUGGACCAGGAAGUGUGGCGGCGGCGGCAGCGACAGGCCCACAGUGACUAGACGCUAGACGUUCUGAGCUAAGCAAUGACCGCAGUUCCUCCCCUGCACCCCUGUGCUGGGUGGCCUGCACCGAUCAGCCAGGACAGCGGGCUCUGGGGUGGAUGUUGGGGCCCCAUGCUCCUGGGGAAACUGGUGCUAUGCACACUAUACUGGAGGGGCCAAGUUCAACAAACACUGGUGUGUUGUGUGAAGCUGCACAAAUAGGCAGCCACCAACCAAAGCACACUACACUACCAGCUCCUCCCCAGACUGCAGAAAUCCUGCCUAUGGGGACCUCAGCCUCCAGCUGAGCUGAACCACAUUGUUGGUCACUGCUCUUUAAAGCUCCUUCCUGCUGCAAGGAGCAGGGGCGUUGAUCACCCCUCAGCCCAUACUGGGCCUGGGGCUCCAUUUCCAAACUGGACCUGCUACUUGGGCCAGGCACUGGCGGCUGGGCCCUGUCAGACCAGCUCCCUUGCCAUGGGCUGCUGCAUUCCAUGCCCUCAGCUCUGUAAACACGGGGAAACACAUGGGAAACAUUUCCACCAGCAAGAGCCAAAAACACAAUGUCCUGCAAGGCCAGCCACCACACCCCACAUCCAGUGGCCACAGAAUCUUCCACAUCCAGGAACUGCAGUCCCGGCUCGGUGGCAGGUGGCUGGAAAUGACUCAGAUGCAAGUCCCCUUGGUUCGCUGGCCACGGGGGCAUUGGAGAUAUGAAGCUCUUCCAGCAUCUCCCAUUUCUACAAAGUGCUGGAAAAACGCCAGUGGAGAACCCUGCUCUGGUUGCUAUGGAGACCAAGGUCAUCAUCUUGGCAGAGCCUGCUCCUGCCUCACCUGUUGGCAUCUGUAUCCCUCCCUUCUAUUAGCACCAGCCAGAAUGACUUGUCUUCCCCUCCGACCAGUCUCUUUGGCUUUGUAAAUGGCGCUUUCCAGCGCCUCUAGGCUACCAGCCGGCCUGAUAAACGCUUGCCUGCACCACAGGGUGCAGGUUGCCCCCACAGCUUGUGCUUCCGCCAGGACCUCCCGAAGCAUCUUCGAGGACCCUAGCAUGGGGCAGGAAAGGCCAGAGGCUCCUGGAGCCCGUCCAAUCACAGUCAUGUAGCUGUGGCCAAGACAUGUGACAGCCUGUCAGUUCACUUCAAGAUCACCAGGGACUUAAAAUCAGCCAUCCUGGAGUCAGACCUCUUGUUGAACUUAGAGUAACCAGAUUCUGCAUAAUCAAGGUGGGCAGAUAGACUCCAUCACUGGUGACAUUAUUAAGAAGGAUCCUGAAGUUCAGCCCAGGCUCUGAAAGAGCACCGAGACCCAUUGGCAAUGGCUUCCCUGGACAAAUGAUAAGUAGGCAGUGGCACAGGUACCCUAUAUGUGCCCACCUACAGUUUCCAGGUACCAGCCAACACUGAGCCUAGUGGAGGAGAGUGGAUGGCCUGUUCCACCAAGGACUGAGAAACUGGGACUUCCUACUUGGCCCUCACCUCCCUCCUUCCCUGGUCUGCAGUUCCCUUGUGGUAGGAUUGAACUCCCUGCUCAAGGAUCCCAGAGUGGCACAGAAGCUGGAGAUUUCCACAGGCAGCCAGGGAGUUCCUCCUCUGCUCAUUCCAGGAGCCUACGUGCAGUGUGGCUCUUCCUGGCUUUGCAGGACUCACUGGUGUCCCGAGGACACCGAUGGAAUUGAAGCUGUCAGCUGAGCAGGUAUCCUGGAAAUGUACCUGGAAGCGGAGGACACACUUCAGCAGCGAGAGGCCUGGAUACUUCUCAGCACCAAAGUGAAAGACACUGUGAUCUGGCCACGGUGCUCCCUGGUGAUCAGGGCCUUUACACUGGCUGCUCAGGGGAGCAUUCAGAGUACAGUGAGGGCUUCUGAGAGUUCCACGCUUUGAGUAUUUAAAUCAGUGCGGAUGAUAUUAUUCUUACUUAUUCAACAUAAAGGACCGUGUUUGGGAAAGGAGAUGUUUUCUAAAGAAUAUA
Messenger RNA from Onychomys torridus (southern grasshopper mouse), 5472 nucleotides. RefSeq names its product ciliary rootlet coiled-coil, rootletin family member 2 (gene Crocc2). The coding region runs from base 1 to 3522 and encodes 1173 amino acids. Lineage: Eukaryota; Metazoa; Chordata; Mammalia; Rodentia; Cricetidae. The transcript is spliced from 23 exons. The record is from RefSeq and is a predicted model, not a curated record.